AUGUACGAGUCUGACGGGGAGGACCCCGUGAUCCCAACAAUGCCGACGUUUGAGCCCUGUCCCGCUCCGAAGACGAAAUCGGGGGAUAUGUUUGUCCCAAUCAACAAGGAGACAGCAAAGCUCCUGAGCAUGAGCUCACAGCUCGCCUAUACGACGAUGGAUCUCGACUCAUCAAAGCUGCAAGCCAUGAACCUGGCGGCUGCUCUCGAGACCAAGAACGCCGAGCUUCAGCAGCUCAAGGCCAACUUGGAAAAGGAGAGGAUAAAGUCAGAAGCCUUGAGAAAAACUGUCAGAGACAAUACAGUACUUGUACAGAACAAAGCCAUCGAGAAGCUCAAGAACGGGUAUAUAAAGCAACUAGCCAAUAAGUAUGAUGUAGAUCACAGCCACUCGGCCGUAAUUGUUCUGAGGCUUCAGGAGGUGGCGCUGCGUGCAUCCCUAAAGUUGACUGAGAAGCAUCGAGACGAGGCUUUUGCCCAGACGCUCAGGAUGCAACAGCGUGUGGAGGAUAUGGAAGAGGACGUGGCCUGCAUGAAUGAGCUCCUGCAAGCCAACGAGGAUCUCCGCUGGCUUUCCGGGGAACACAAGCGCGAGAUCCAAAGGCUGCACGGCAUGGAGAACAAGGUGGAUCGUAUCGAUGCCAUCAUCAGGAAGUCGUUUGAGAAUGCGGACACCAAGAUGAUCAGUCUCAACGGCUUCUACGAUACCGAAGGAUUCCUUCAGCUGUUGCUCGACCGCGACAGAUCCAGGGCCAGGGAGCUGGAACACGUCAAGAAACAGUUGGCUGAGGCUAAAAACACCAAAAUGGAAUCACCCAAAAAGGAAGAACUUAUCCCGAGGAAGAAUCGACAGAAAAGGCGGUGGCAAACGUCUCGACAUAAUUGA
This is a messenger RNA of Sordaria macrospora k-hell, 885 nucleotides long. RefSeq lists its product as uncharacterized. NCBI's taxonomy places the organism in Eukaryota, Fungi, Ascomycota, Sordariomycetes, Sordariales, Sordariaceae. The record is from RefSeq and is a predicted model, not a curated record.